This is a messenger RNA of Lathyrus oleraceus (garden pea), 594 nucleotides long. RefSeq lists its product as uncharacterized. The transcript has a single exon. The record is from RefSeq and is a predicted model, not a curated record. Bases 1 to 594 code for a protein of 197 amino acids. Lineage: Eukaryota; Viridiplantae; Streptophyta; Magnoliopsida; Fabales; Fabaceae.
AUGGUGGACAAUUCCUUUGAGAAUUUGCUUAAGAAGUCGUGGCAUGAAAAUUCUAAGUUGGAGGACAAUUUGAUGUCUUUCAAGGAGGAUGUGAAUCAAUGGAAGAUGCAUAAUCUCAAAAGCAUAAUUAAAGAGAAAAAGGAGUUGAUUCAGAGAAUUAAGGGCAUUCAAGGUAUUGUGCAAAAUGGUAGAGACCCUGCAGGUUUGAGGAAACUGGAGAAGCACCUUCAAAUUAAACUGGCCAAGGUUCAAUAUAUGGUUAAUGGUGAUAGAAAUACCAAUUUCUAUCAUACUAAAGUUGUUCAACACCGUCGUAGGAAGGUGGUCAAUGUCAUUAAGGAUGGGGAAGGGAAUUGGAUUGACGCUAGUGGGAAAAUAAGAGAAUUGUUUAAUACCAAUUUUCUUAAUCUUUACACUAAGGAUCUUGCUGCUACUGCUUGGAGUAAAAUGCAUCAUGCUUUCUCGAACAUGGAUAAGCAUCAUAGACGAUCUCUUGAGGCUGACAUUAACAAUUAUGAGGUUCAGAAGAUGCUUUUUGAUAUGGCUACGUGGAAGUGCCCUGGGCCUGACAGUUUUCAUGCAGGAUUCUAUUAG